AUGAUAGCGAGGCCCUGGACAGAUGAUUUACCAAAAUGUCGGAAUACUUGUGUAGCUUCAUAUUUUUCUCCAGUCGAGGGAAAUGCCAAUACAAACGAUGAAUAUUUUUGUUUUUACUGUCACACGGAAGAUAACUCGUGUUUAUAUGGUGUAUUUGAACCCCACAAUGGCUUGGAUGCAGCUAGAUUCAUUAUGCAAAGAAUGGCGGCAGAAAUACUAUUUGCACCACCAUCUAGCACUAACACUGAUGAAGAAAUUAGAGAAAAACUAAGAAAUGCAUUUAUUUCUGUAGAGAAAGCAUAUAUAGAGAAUUACGAUGGGAUGAUAGCAGAGCGAACCAGUUUACAGUACAGGUUGCAAAUAUUGAAAGGAUAUACAAACACUGCACAGGUUUCAGAAAACAUUCUUGUCCGAUUAAAAGAAAUAGACCAGCACUUAUCGGGAGGAGCAACGGUAGUGAUAGCCCUAGUUCAUAACAACAAGUUGUUUGUAGCCAACGUGGGAGAAACUCGGGCUUUAUUAUGCAGAACUGAUGAUAACUGUGUGUUGAGGGUUUUACAACUGAGUGUGGAACACAGCGCUCAGAAUGAAGAUGAGCUUCUAAGGCUCGCUCAGUUAGAUGUGGAUGUAAAUAAAGUUAGAAAUGCUCAAUAUCUAGGAAAUCAGACAGGCACUAGAUGCCUCGGCAAUUACUUAGUGAAAGGUCUUUAUAAGGCCUUCCCGACCAUCAGUUCAGCAUCUUCCGAACCAAUCAUAGCUGAGCCUGAAAUACAUGGCCCUAUCGCUUUGGAUGAAUCUUGCAGAUUUCUAGUCCUAGUGAGUGCGGGAGUGUACAAAAAGAUACAAGAAGUUCGAGGUAGCAGUGAACAGACAAACAAACAGCUCGCCCAAAUCAUAGUGGAGAACUUUCGUAAACAAAACGACUUCAGAAACGUCAGCCAAUCAGUCUUAGACGAAAUCGAGCAGGAAUUCCUUACUUAUUGCAUGAAAAACAAUCUAACACCAAAACCAAAUACGCAUAUGACAUUGUUAAUACGUAAUUUUAAUUUUCUCCCACCCAUACCCCAAAAUGACACAACGAAUUCGAUUCAAAAGAACGCGGUCCGAUUCAAUCCGAUUGUUCAAUCGAAAUCGAAUACGUUGUUGAAUGAAAUCGAUUCUGAAUUAUAUUCGUCGGAAACGAACGAUUCGAAUAUCGAUACUAAUAGAUCGAUGGAGUCGUCGUCCGAUAUUUAUCCGAGUAGGCCGUAUGAUAAAGAUAGGAGAAUAAAAGGUUAUGUGGAUUUUUCAUGUUAUUACGAAAAUGUUGCGAAAGCAAGGAAAAAUGGCACUUUACCUAGUUUUAUUGAG
This is a messenger RNA of Brenthis ino (lesser marbled fritillary), 1350 nucleotides long. Lineage: Eukaryota; Metazoa; Arthropoda; Insecta; Lepidoptera; Nymphalidae. The record is from the annotation of a GenBank genome assembly.